Adineta steineri is the source of this 345-nucleotide messenger RNA. The record is from the annotation of a GenBank genome assembly. NCBI's taxonomy places the organism in Eukaryota, Metazoa, Rotifera, Eurotatoria, Adinetida, Adinetidae.
AUGUCAAGCGUCAAUCAAGAAAGUAAUGUUCUUCACGAUGCUUAUGGAUCAUAUACAUCAUCACCUCCAAUGCCUCCAGUUCCUCCAUUUCCAUGUACUGUUGAUAGUUUAUGCACCGCUGAUAAUCGUAUAUGUAAACAACAUAAAUACAUAUUAUUUGUAAAAAUUCACAAAACCGGUGAAACAAUUGAAAUUCCUUAUGGUAACUGGGAAAAUUGGUUAUGGUAUAAACAGCGUAUUAGUGAUCGUACGGGAAUUUCUAUCCAAGAAAUGCGAAUGAUUUAUGCUGGAGCCGAUAGAGAUGAUUUAAAAAGACACAGUGGAUUACAAUAUCAAAGCACUAUA